GAAGUUGUCUAUGUCAAAGUCGUUGUCACAAAUGUCAAUGCUUGUUUAUAAUGCGCUUUUUGUUUAUAUUUUAUAAAAAAAAACCGACAAACUUAUUUUUACUUCUGUUCCAUAAUAAAACUAAACAAACCCCUGCAUUCUUAAAAAGAGCCAUCAUGUCAUUCAUGAAUGUAUCUAACUAUUUACAAGUCUUAGAUCGAGCUUGGAGAUCCUGCAAUGGUUACACUUUGGCCUCCUUUCUGUCCCUCCGACAUGACCACUCAAAAUUUAAAAACUACCACAUCGAAAACCCAGAAAUUAUUGUUAGUAAGUUCCUGGAAGGCCCUUUGGAAGAGUUAGUCAUUUACCAUUUUAAAUGUCUGUAUGCUGUAAGCGUAGAGGAUUAUAAGACGGCUUAUCAAAUUCAGAAUACUCUUGUUCAAGUAUUCAUCAAAAUAUUGCAAGCACAAAAAGAAGAGAAUUGGUUAUUGCCAGUUAUGUAUACAGUGUGUUCAGACUUAAGAAUUUUAGCUCAACAGACUGAAAAACAAAAAGUAAUUUCUGAGAAUCCUGGAGAGUGUCUUGAGAAAGCUGCAGAAUCUAUAUUGGCAUGUUUUAGAAUUUGUGCAGCGGAUAAUAGGACUGACGAUAGAGAUACCAAGAGGCGGGGCAUGAUGGGUUUAGUUAAUCAACUUUUUAAAAUUUAUUUUAGGAUAAAUAAAGUGCAUUUAUGUAAACCGUUGAUUAGGGCUAUAGAAUCUAGUCCAUUUAAAGAAACAUUCUGCUUAAGCCAACAGAUUACAUAUAGAUAUUUCGUUGGGCGUAAAGCAAUGUUUGACAGUGACUAUAAGGCUGCCGACAAGUAUUUAAGUUAUGCUUUUGAAAACUGUCACAAAAUAGCCCGUAAAAACAAAAGAUUAAUCCUCAUUUACCUUGUACCAGUAAAGAUGCUAUUAGGAUACAUGCCAAGUAGAAAGAUUUUAGAAAAGUAUGAUAUAUUAGAAUUUUCUGAUUUGGUUCAAGCAGUGUGUCAAGGUAACUUAAAGCAAUUUGAUGAAAUUAUGGAAGAGCAUGAAUCAUUUUUUAUUGAUAGUGGAAUUUACCUUAUUGUUGACAAGCUAAAAAUCAUUGCGUACAGAAAUUUGUUUAAGAAAGUUUAUCUCAUACUGAAUACUCAUCAGAUACCAGUUGAAUCAUUACAAGCCGCACUAGAAUUUUUAGAUCAAGAUGUUAAUUUAGAUGAAACACAAUGCAUAGUGGCUAACUUGAUUAAUGAUGGGAAAAUCAAGGGAUAUAUUUCACACCAGCACAGGAAAGUGGUUGUAAGUAAGCAGAAUCCCUUUCCUGCUUUAACUACUACAUAAAAGACACAGUGUGACUUCAUAGUACUUUUAAGUGGCAAAUUUCUCUAGAUGUAUUGUAGUUAAUACUUCUUGUACAUCUAGUUUUAUAUAUUAAGUGAAAUAAUAAUUUUAUUUAGAUUUUUCUGUUAUCAGUGUUAUACAGAGUAUAGUAAACAGUAGGACAGUUUGUUUGGUAUACUCAACUCAAGUGGCUUGAAGUUUUUGUCUUUUUGUGUACUUCUGAAGAAUGUUUGAUUUUUUUUUACCAUAUCAAUGUUGAAGUUAUCCAAAAUAAAAUCUUUAUUUAAGUA
Molecule: messenger RNA, 1633 nt
Organism: Anthonomus grandis grandis
Lineage: Eukaryota; Metazoa; Arthropoda; Insecta; Coleoptera; Curculionidae
Gene: PCID2
Product: PCI domain-containing protein 2 homolog
Exons: 2
Coding region: 51-1343 (430 amino acids)
Biological process (GO): transcription elongation by RNA polymerase II; post-transcriptional tethering of RNA polymerase II gene DNA at nuclear periphery; poly(A)+ mRNA export from nucleus
Cellular component (GO): transcription export complex 2
Molecular function (GO): double-stranded DNA binding; RNA binding
Source: RefSeq, a predicted model, not a curated record